Molecule: messenger RNA, 3919 nt
Organism: Protopterus annectens (West African lungfish)
Lineage: Eukaryota; Metazoa; Chordata; Ceratodontiformes; Protopteridae
Gene: REPS1
Product: RALBP1 associated Eps domain containing 1
Exons: 17
Coding region: 361-2562 (733 amino acids)
Biological process (GO): endosomal transport; endocytosis
Cellular component (GO): plasma membrane; cytoplasm
Molecular function (GO): protein binding; calcium ion binding
Source: RefSeq, a predicted model, not a curated record
GGUGCCUCGGAUUUGACGUCACCCAGCGCAGUAAUGGCGGCGGUGGUACGGUUAGGAGGUGGAGUAGAGAGUAUCUGAAACUUUAUUUCUCAAUUAAAAAACUGAAUAAAUAAACUUUUUAAUACACGCCAACCCAAACACUGCUGGAUGAGGUGUGGUUUGCAUGCUAGAAACUAAGCUGUCAGGGCGGUGCCUGCGUCUGUUUUUAUACUGAGUUAUUCCCCAGCUCUCCAAAGAGCUGCUGAAAGUUUGCUUUUUUCCUCGUUCCUUUUUCUGAAGUUGCAGGUUGUUAUUCUCCGAGUCUGAGAGGUUGCUGUCCUUACCGGCAGCCCAGCGUGGUUGUAUUUUGUGAAUGUGACCAUGGAAGGACUAACGUUGAGCGACACAGAGCAGAAGUAUUACUCGGACCUGUUUGCCUACUGCGACACUGACAACACCAAGAAGAUCGCUUCUAACGGGAGGGUCCUAGAGCUGUUCCGGGCCGCCCAGUUGCCCAGUGAAAUGGUCAUGCAGAUCAUGGAACUGUGCGGUGCUACCCGCUUGGGACAUUUUGGAAGAAGCCAGUUCUACAUUGCCUUGAAACUUAUAGCAGUGAACCAGUCUGGUCUUCCUGUACGAAUGGACACAUUAAGUACAGUGAAAGAACUACCUUUGCCCAGAUUUGUAACAUCAAAGAAUGAGCAAGAAUUCAGACCUACAGCUAUGUACUCAACAGAUGCUGACAACCAGGGCACACACACUGGUGUCAUUCCUCGUCCACCUGGUAGAGUGCCAGUUAAAAAAGCAUCCACUGUGCAGGAGACAACGCAGCAGCGUGCAGCUGUAUCGGACCAACAGGAUUCAACCUCUCCGGUCAUGUCACCACAUCAGUCUCCACCAACCUCUCCUCAAGCUUGGAGAAAGCACCACCGCCACUCCAGUGGAGGGAAUGCUGAAAAGCCACCAACAGUCACUGGUCCUUCAUGGGCUCCUUUUGCAGAAUCACAGUUGGGGACAGCCUCAGGUGACGGAAUGUGGCCUGCACAUUCUCCUCCUCCCCAAUUGGAGUCUUGGGUCAGUUUUGCAGAUACUCCUCCAAGUGGUGCGCACACAGCUAUGCAUCCUGCCUCCAUCCAGGACCACACGACAGUACGAACAGUAGCAUCAUCUGUAACAGCUAAUGAAAUACGUAGGCGAUCCAGUAGUUAUGAUGAUCCUUGGAAAAUAACAGAUGAGCAAAGGCAAUAUUAUAUUAAUCAAUUUAAAACCAUUCAGCCUGACUUGAGUGGAUUCAUUCCAGGAUCGUUGGCUAAAGAAUUUUUUACAAAAUCUAAAUUACCGAUUCUAGAGCUCUCCCAUAUAUGGGAGCUGUCGGACUUUGAUAAAGAUGGUGCACUAAUACUCGAUGAAUUUUGUGCAGCGUUUCAUCUCGUGGUUGCAAGAAAGAAUGGUUACGACCUGCCAGAAAAACUGCCUGAAAGUUUAAUGCCAAAACUGAUCGACCUAGAUGAUUCAGCAGAAACAGAAGAACAUCCUGCUGAACCUGGCUACUCCAGUUCUCCUGCGGAAGUACCCCCAAGUAAGUCGCCGUCUAUGCCAUCACUAAACCAGACCUGGCCGGAAAUGAACCAGAGCAAUGAGGAUACUGCCAUUGUACAUCCUGUUGCAAUUCGUAUGACGCCAAGCAAAAUCCAUUUGCAAGAAAUGGAGCUAAAGAGGACUGGAAGUGAUCAAACAAAUCCUACAAGUCCUUUACUUACACAACCUACAGAGCUUUCAGAAGAAGGCAGUCUUGGGCAGUCCUUGAAAUUUGGUGCUGGUAACUCAGUUGCAAAGUUUAGAGAGAGCUUAAGAAACCAGGCGUACAAAAGUAGCCCAGCACUUCCAUGUGUGCCUGUUAUCUUGAUAGUUGCAGGUCCAUAUAUGCAUCACUCAGCAGAUUCUGAUGGCGUUAUAAAUCAGACCAGCACAUCACCUCAGCAAAUACCAGAACAGCCAAAUUUUGCAGAUUUCAGCCAGUUUGAAGCAUUUGCAUCAGGCACAACUGAUCAGGAGGCCAGUGAAGCUGAUGUGUCUCCUGAUGUUGAACAGAUAAGUGUUGAAAAGCCCUCUGAACCUGCUGGCCCUGUCAGAGCUGCAAAAGGUGAUGUGCGAGUAGAAGAGAAGACAGCAGUAGUAACAACUACAAGCACUACUGCUCAUUCUACUGUUACCAGUUCUGUUUCUGCUGUCACUGCUGCUGCUGUUACAGUAAAUACAACAAAGGGAACAACUCCAAUUGCCCCUCCACCAAAGCCUGCCCGUAGAAGAUUAAAAUCAGAGGAUGAACUUCGACCGGAGGUGGAAGAGCUCCCCCAAAAACCAGGUGCUGUACCUGCAGUCCUUGCCUCUCAACAGGCCAUUCCUAGGUCUGUUGGAAAAGACAAGAAAGCUAUUCAAGCAUCAAUACGAAGGAACAAAGAGACAAACACAGUCUUGGCCAGACUGAAUAGUGAGCUACAACAGCAACUUAAGGAUGUGCUUGAAGAGAGAAUUUCACUUGAAGUUCAACUGGAACAACUUCGACCGUUCUCUCACUUGUAAAUUAGUUUUGAUGUAUGAACAAACCUGGCAAAAUAUGAUGACCUAAGAGGAGACAAACCACUCUUUAGACCUCCCAGCUUAGCUUUGAACACUCACCUCAGCGUUCUUUUUGUGGUUCUGCUCAUCCAACUGUACACCUGCCAAUGUCUCUUCAGUACAGUUUUGUCCAAAUUAAUAGAUCUCCAUGAGAGGGAAGCAGAGCUGGUAUGAUGGAGUGAAUACUGCUCAGAGACACUUGCCUCUUAAUUACGGUCAUUUUUAGCCCACCUUAUGCUACCAGAGGUUGCACAUCUACAGUUCAUGUCAGCAGUCAUGGACUGGAUUGGUAUUUACCGGAGGACUUUCUUGAGUAUCUUAGCACUGCACCUACUACAUUGUCAGAAGGGCACCACCAACAUACUAAACGUGCAGGCACACGGUUGUGUUCAUGUUGGAUAAUUUCAUGAGGUCGUAUUGCACAGGUUGGAUGUAACCUGUGAUUAUACAAGACAAAGAACUGGAGCUGCAACCUCACACUUCCCUAGCUUUUUCCCUUGUUUGCAUUAAGUAGCACUGCCAUGGCCUCAGCAGAGCACUAUUUACCUGUCGUUUUGCAAUAAAAAGAACCUGGUAUGAUGUGGCACUACGUUCUAGGACAUAAUCCUUGCAAAUGAGCAGUGCUUAGUGGCUGAACUGUUUUUGACAUGAAGAUAUCCUGUACAGUGCACAGACACAGACUUGCUACUUACCUCUUCAUUUUCCCACUCAUUGCUCCAUCUUCGGACAGCUGCAUGUAUUCUUUGAGAUUUCUGAAGAUCUUUAGACAAACAGGCCCUCCUGGGGAAGUCCUGUUUGUACCCAAGCUUUACUGUCUUAGAAUACUGCACCUUUAACUACCGAGACUGUCUACUUUGCAUACUAUUCAUAUAGUUACCUGUAUCAAGCAUGCUUUAAUUUCAACAUUUUAUUUAUGCUAUAGCAUUUUUUCCAUAUCAGUCAUGAAAGCACUCAUUUUUCACAACUUCAUUCCAAGACCUUCAAGUAAUGUUUUCCUUGGGUUGCCAUUCCUCGAGCUCUCUAAGCCUUACUCUUCUGGCAUAUAUUCAGUCUUCAUAAAAAAGAUGCUCCCUGGACUAAUGAUGGCGAACCUUUCCUGCUAUUCAGGUUGAUGUACUGUAUAAGAGGGGUGGUUGUAUAUUGUAUCAUACGCAACUUUUGGUUUCAUAUGUAAAUUUGCAUUAAUUGCUGACUAACAGCAGAUAUUCUAUUUAAAGGCUCAGUCUGGCUGUGGGAUCAUAGAUGUCUAAAUGCAUGGAUGUAUCUCAGAAUCAGAUCUAGCAACCGUGUGAUUUUUACACAAAUAAAACACAUUAUUUUA